GCAAUUAUAAGAGGUUACAAGUGAAAUGCUGAUGUCACUAGCUAGUUCAAUUUUUUUACAAAAUUGGCCAUUGUACACAAAUUUGACCGCCAUGAUUCGCUUCAUCGCCACCACAACCACCGUCAUCCACCACCAUCUCCGGCAACAAAUCCGCACCUUCGUCAACGCAAGAAUCAAAUGGGUACGAGACCCAUACCUCGAUAAAGCAGUAGAAAAGGAAAAGAACCUCAAACCAUUACUCUCUCUCAAGAACUUAAUCCUUUCACAUCCCUCAAAAUCUCUACCCCUUCGCACCAUUUCCCCUCUCAAACCCCAACUCAAUCUUCCCACCACUGCUCUCAAAUUCAUCCAAAAUUACCCUUUUGUUUUCAAAACUUUCAGGCCUCCUGUACCCUUAUCCACUCUACAUGUAAAGCUCACUCCAAAUGCACUAUCUUUACAUAAUGAUGAGACCCUUUUUCUUAGUCUUUCACAUUACCGUAAAGAUUUAGCCCAAAUAUUAGCAAAGCUAUUGAUGCUCACAAGAGCUAAAAGACUUCCUUUUUAUGUUAUUGAAAGGUUUAAAUUUGACUUGGGUUUGCCUCGUGAUUAUUUGUUGAGCUUUUUACCUGAAUUUCCUGAGUAUUUUCAGAUUUGUCAAAUGGGUUUUAAGGAUUCUGAUGGUCGUGAGGUUUUUGGGUUGGAAUUAGUUAAAUGGAGGGAGGAUUUGGCUGUUUCUGUGACGGAGAAAAGGGUGAAAAGAGAGGAUUUUGGGGGUAGGAAAAGAGUGCAUAUAAGGUUUUCGAUGAAUUUACCAAGAGGAUUUGAUUUGGUGAAGAAAGUGAGGAAUUGGGUUGAGGAGUGGCAGAAUUUGCCUUACAUUUCACCUUAUGAAGAUGCAUUUCACUUGGCUCCUAAUAGUGAUCAAGCAGAGAAAUGGACAGUUGGGGUGAUUCAUGAACUGUUAAGUUUACUUGUAUCAAAGAAGACAGAGAGGGAGAAUAUUUAUUGCUUAGGGGAUUAUUUAGGAUUUGGAAUAAGGUUUAGAAAAGCUUUAGUGCAUCAUCCGGGUAUAUUUUACUUGUCGAAUAAGAUUAGGACGCAUACUAUAGUUUUGAGGGAGGGAUUUAACAAGAACAUACUGGUUGAGAAGCAUCCAUUGAUGAGAAUGAGAUACAAGUACAUCAGUCUCAUGAACAGAGUGUUGAGAAGGGGAAUACCAAUCAAUGCUGGAGCUGUUAGGUACAGGAAGCGGCUGACUUCUUCUUUGAAAGGAGGAAAAAGGAAGGAAAAUGAGAAGAGGAUGAGACAGGUUAAAAGUCUAGAGACUUGAGAAGUUUGAAAGAUUCGACAAAGAUAUGACAAAAGUGACAAUAGAAAGACUAGAUUAUUUGACAAUGAUAAUUUUAUGAUUAUGCACGAUGCUGCAAAGGCUGUUACCAGACGGAGUAUUCUGUGAGUAAUUGCAAUAUGUUGGUGUCUGGGAAAUGAGGAGUCCAACGGCUGUAGAAGCAUGGGAAUGCUGAAGAAUAGAAGAAUAGUACAGCUUGUCGUUACACAGAUUGGAAAAUUUGGCCUUCGAAAGUGACUCUUGUACUUUGAUGGCAAUCAUCCUUGCUUAAAAGAAGGAAGAAAUAACAGGAUUGUCUGCAUAGACAAGUAGAGUUGGGCUGCUAUAUCACAUACUAGGAUCAUCCAGGAUGCUGUUUCCUUGGCAAGUUUCUUGUUCUUACUAGUUGGUGUUUAAAUUAUUCAUUUGUACCUUGCCUUGACUUCUACUUGCUAUGUGAUGUUAGCUAUAUUGUGCAAGUAAGAAAUUGACAUAGAGUAAUAGAGGCAAAAGCAAGGAAAAGGAGAAGAGGAUGAGACAAGUUAAAUGUCUAGAGACGUGAGAAGAUUGGACAACGAUAUGACAAUAGAGACAGAAGACGUAAAUGAUACUUAUAUGAUCAUGCACGAUGCUAUAAAGGCUUGUAUAUAGAUGGAUUUGUGUGUCAGUAAUUCACUAUAUGUUGGUGACCAGAUGUUGCUGGAAUCUUGGCAAUGCUCAAGAAUAGAUGAAUGGUACAACUUGUCUUUAUAUGGAUAUACAGGGCAAAACAAGGUAAGGAAACCUUAGUAUGCACGACAAGCUGACAGCCGCUGCUGAAACUGUCUUUACAUUGGAUGAUUUGGCCUCUGGCUGGAUAACUAUUAUCAAGAUUGCCUUCUCUUUCCGUCCCUUCUGAAGUGAAGGGAGACUCGUGCCCUUCGAAAUGGUCAUAUUCUUACUAUGAUGGCAAUCCCUCUUUGCCAAAAGGAGAGCGCAAAUUGGAGGUCUGUAUCAAACAAAUGUUUAACCAUCUUGAGUGAACAUACAUCAUGUGAUACUUGCCCAAGGUGAGUUAUGAUCAUCUCUAAUCUUGUCUAAUUUUGUAUGGCGACACAUCCAUUGCAACAUUUCCAAUAUUCCAUAUUUAGAACACUCUUCCUCAACAUUAAUUCUCAUAUAGAAUAUUGCUCAUCUCACAACUAUGCUAUAGAUCUUAUUUUUCAAUUUGGUAAGUAUAUUCCCGACACAUAACGCUCCUGUAAAAGUUAAAACUCCUCCAUUUCAAUCAUAUGAUUGUAAUUUUAA
This is a messenger RNA of Nicotiana tabacum (common tobacco), 2596 nucleotides long. NCBI's taxonomy places the organism in Eukaryota, Viridiplantae, Streptophyta, Magnoliopsida, Solanales, Solanaceae. The record is from RefSeq and is a predicted model, not a curated record.